AUGUGCCUUGUAGUUCUAGAUGAUCUUGAUGAAUGGGUUGCCCGUCAUGGUAAUAACCAAGCUGAGCCUUAUAUGUUAGAAUUACAGAAUGGCAAUUUUACUCUUCUUACAACUUCUCGCUCAGUGGAACUGGUGGAUGCAUGUAUGAUUGAUUAUAAAAUUGACAUUCUGUUAGAGAUCGAGGGGAUUUGCGAUCCAUGUACAUUUAAUGUUAAGCUACUGAAGAGCUUUUUUAGUGCAAACGAAGAUCUUGAUAAAAUAGUGAAUGCCUUCGAAAAAUUUAUUGAAAAGGGUAACCUGAAAUCAAUGUCAUCUUCCCCGCUGCUGUACACAAUUGUUAUCUGUACGUGGGUAACCAUGAGGAUGGAUGAAAAUUCGAAAGGAUUGUCCUUGUGUAAACUUUGCACCAGGGUGAUUGAUAGCAUAUGUAAAAAGGCUAACGGUGUAGCUGGUUGUUUCAACAUGCCAUACAUUGAAAACUUAAAGAAGUUUUCAGAAGCUGCUUGUAAAUUGCUGUUCCCUUAUAAUAGGGAAACGUGUUCUGCGUUGAGGGAAAUAACAUUGUGGAACUGUUUUUCUCUAGAAGUGUUUGAAAAUCAUAGUUCUACAGGUAGUUUGUACACUUUUGGUAACAAAAGUCUGCAGUAUUUCUUAACUGCAUAUCAUAUUGACUGCAAUCCAGACAUAAUUGAUUGUGUCAUAUCCGGAUAUGUUGAGAGCAAUCCCGAUGCCACGUAUCUUCAUGUAUCACAUGUCUGCAUAUUUCUAUGCGGACUGAACAUCUUGGCAGCGAACAAACUGUUAGUUUUGAUGGACAAACUUAGUGAUCGCCCAGACUUCAAUCGCACUACUUAUCAGGAGACCAUCCUCUCUGGUUAUAAAGAAUAUAUUGCCAGUGAACAGGAGGGUAAAUGUGUAUCUCUCCUUAUGAGUCAUGUUAACAUCAAUGGCAACAACAUAAGAGAUGUGCACAGCAUCUGGCCUGUGAUCGCCUCAAAUGUGCAGUCAUUACAUGUAGCAGGAUUCAAGGAAUGUUACAUAAGUUUCAAGGAAAGUCCAGCUGCACCUGAACAGGAGAAAUCUUUUUGUGAGUUUGUCCUUUCAUCAUGUGGCAAACUGAAAGAUGUGGAACUCGAUGGAGAACAGCGAGAAGAUUUCAACAACUACAAAUCUAUCUGGCUGCCUCUUGAAUGAUCCAGACCAAUCAACACACCCAACACAAGUAUUGUCCAUGUUGCUACAAUUUUCAAGAAACUGAUGACACUUGGUUCUAACAUGAAGUUGAACGC
Molecule: messenger RNA, 1289 nt
Organism: Dreissena polymorpha
Lineage: Eukaryota; Metazoa; Mollusca; Bivalvia; Myida; Dreissenidae
Exons: 2
Coding region: 1-1194 (397 amino acids)
Source: RefSeq, a predicted model, not a curated record